AUGAUUUGCAAAAAUUUAUUCUCCACCGUGUGCAAGCCAGCUGAGUUGGCCCAUUGUGAAAUAAAGCCGGGAAUGGGAGGACUACAGGAAGAGGAAGCCUCGCGUACUAUUGCUAAAUAUUAAAUCGUCUACACUUCUUCAUCUUCCUCGUCGGUUGGUAGGAUGAUCACAACUAGAUCUUGGUCGCUGCGGCAAUAUCUACUUCUGUUAAUAUACUUGGUCAAAGUAUGAACAAAACCUAGGAACGAUUCAUCAGUGCCUCUACACAGUAGAUGAAUGGCAACCACUGAAAUAUUAUCGCUACAACUUGCAAGCAGCCACUUCCUUCAAUUUCUAACUUCAGGCUUUGUUGGGAAGCAGACUGGUGUGCGGUGCCUUUCCGGAUGUCCUCUCGAUAAUUCUUUGGUUGAGUAUAUACGCACUAGUACGGUUUGAGAAGAAAGAUUGCGUUCCCCUUCCUGUCGAUGCUGAUGAGUAUGAAAAUGAAUUUGAUUGAUCUCUGUUGCUUCUUCACGUGCAGGCUUGACAUACUAGAAAACCACUGUAGCCCAUAACUCUUAAAAUUCAUCAGAUUUUUUUGAAUUUAUCGAAGUAGGUGAGCGUGAGCAAUAAGUUUUCUGUAUCUGCUUGUUUCCUCUUCUUCUGCUAGUAAUCAUCUACAAAUUUAUAUUUUUCGAGAGGCGUUGGCUUCGUCAUUCUCAUCUUCAUAGCAUAGCUUGAUUACAUGACCAUCAUGAUAUACACAAACGUAGUACUUCUAGAAGCAUAAGGAUACGGAUAGGCCAAUGCCAACUAGGCCGUCGUCUCCUCAUACUCUGUGACUUUCGCACCAAGUUUCGAAGAAGAUGCACAGUUGUUAUGAAAAGAAGACUAAUGAAAAAUCGUACUCACGAAGAACAUGCAUGUCGCUAUUUAUGGUGCAUAAGCUUACGCCAUGAACAUGAUGAUCGUUAGUCCAACUUUUAUCAGUGAUGUUGUUUCGUAUUCAUUUUGUCAUUGUUCUUGUAGUUUCGUAUUCGUGUAUUCGUAUAGAAUGAAAAGAUGUUGAAUUACGUAUGUUAGUUAACAUAAACAUAAUAUUGAAUCGAGCAAACUCACAAUAUUGAAUCGAACAGAAUAUUGAAUUUAAGCCGACCUUCUCAGAAAGGUUGUCGUUACAUGUCAAAGAACGGAAACAAAACCAAGGGGGAUCAAAUUAUAAAUGCGGCUCACUUAGUAUACAGUUACAAGGAAGAGGAAGUAGUAGCACCACCAAGUAUGAAAACCGCGAAAACUCAUCAUGAUAAACAAGUUAUAAAUGUGAAAGGCUUUUGCUUUUCUUCUUGUGGUACGAGCUGCGGGUGUCGCCUGGGC
Molecule: messenger RNA, 1353 nt
Organism: Amoebophrya sp. A25
Lineage: Eukaryota; Dinophyceae; Syndiniales; Amoebophryaceae
Source: the annotation of a GenBank genome assembly